This is a messenger RNA of Lasiosphaeria miniovina, 1103 nucleotides long. RefSeq names its product Formate/nitrite transporter. Lineage: Eukaryota; Fungi; Ascomycota; Sordariomycetes; Sordariales; Lasiosphaeriaceae. The transcript has 5 exons. The coding region runs from base 80 to 916 and encodes 278 amino acids. Gene Ontology annotation, cellular component: plasma membrane. Gene Ontology annotation, molecular function: high-affinity secondary active nitrite transmembrane transporter activity. Gene Ontology annotation, biological process: transmembrane transport; nitrite transport. The record is from RefSeq and is a predicted model, not a curated record.
UCGACCACAAAAGUACGUUGCAUCGACCACAGCACUAGUAGCAACGGCAUCACACGGGGCACAGCGUGACAGCAAGGGCAUGUCAAACCCUGCCACCAUCAACAUGGCCAUUGCCGACGCCUACACGACGGCAGAGGCCAUCGAGCUCGUGUCCCGCGCCGGGGUCAAGAAGGGGAACAUGAGGCUCGACAAGGCCUUUUUGUCAGCAGUGUCAGCAGGCUGUCUUCUGAGCUUUGCGGCCGCCGCAUCGCUCAGCGCCAACACGGCCCCGUGGUUCCAGGCCAAUGCGCCAGGGCUGAUUCGCAUGAUUAGCGCACUAAUCUUCCCGAUAGGGUUGGUUAUGAUAGUCCUGGCCGGAGCCGACCUGUUCACAGGAACAAACUUGUACACAGCCGUGGCCGUUCUUCACGGGCGGUUGUCCAUCUGGAAAAUGCUGGUGCACUGGUUCAUCUGCUUCUGGGGAAACCUGGCUGGCUCACUCUUUGUGACGGCCAUAAUAUGCGGCUACGGCGGGAUUUUCGACCACUCACCGUACCGGGACCAAGCCAUCGCCACCGCCAUAGAAAAACAAGUCAGCCCUCAGUUCCACCAAAUAUUCCUGCGCGCCGUGGGUUGCAAUUGGCUUGUCUGCCUUGGGUGCUGCCUCGGCAUGCAGGGUAAGGAGCUGAUCUCCAAGAUCGCCGGCAUAUGGUGGCCAACCUUUGCCUCUGCCACCCUAGGCUUGGACCAUGUGGUUGCCAACAUGUUCUUCAUACCGCUGGGCAUUUGGCUGCAGACGCCUGGCCUGAGCGUUGGCAUGUAUAUCUGGAAAGGCAUCAUUCCGGCUACUCUCGGGAACAUGGUCGGGGGUGCCGUCUUUUGCGCCGGGUUUUACCACUGGAUGUUCCUCUCCGAGGAACCCGAAAAUCCACGUUGACGGCACGACUUAUAACUCGCAGGAACGGUCAAAAGGGAUUGAAUUGGCAAGCGAAUGUGGGUUUCAUUUGGGCGAGAUGAGAAUUUGAACGGGAAGCAACUUAUUCGGUCCCCAAAGCAAAAUUUUCCUUAUGUUGAACUUGAAGAGUGUGCAUUUGAGUCUGGAUUAAUUACAUCACAGUCGCCAA